Molecule: messenger RNA, 915 nt
Organism: Erigeron canadensis
Lineage: Eukaryota; Viridiplantae; Streptophyta; Magnoliopsida; Asterales; Asteraceae
Product: cyclin-dependent kinase F-4-like
Exons: 1
Coding region: 1-915 (304 amino acids)
Biological process (GO): intracellular signal transduction; protein phosphorylation
Cellular component (GO): cytoplasm; nucleus
Molecular function (GO): protein serine/threonine kinase activity; ATP binding
Source: RefSeq, a predicted model, not a curated record
AUGGAAAAAUAUCAAAUAAUCGAAGAAGUUGGACGUGGAUCAUACGGUGUCGUUUGGAAAUCGUUAAACAACGAGACGGAUGAAACUGUUGCGAUCAAGAAGAUCAAGACAAUGUAUCUUUCAACGGAAGAAAGCAUGAACUUAACCGAUGUUAACUCACUUAUAAAGAUGAUGAACCAUCAUCCGAAUAUCAUCAAACUAAAAGAAAUCAUCCGAGAAAACCACCAGGCGUUCUUGGUAUAUGAAUACAUGGAAUGCAGCCUCUACAAAGUUAUGGUGGAACGAAAGAAGCCGUUUUCUGAAACCGAGGUUAAAGAGUUGUGUUACCCAGUGUUUAAAGGUCUUGCAUAUAUGCAUCACAAUGGCAACUUUCAUCAUGACCUAAAACCGGAUAGCAUUCUUGUGGAUAAGAAGAAUGAUGCGAUAAAGAUUGAUCUUGGUCAUGCACGAGAGAUGAAUGGGAAUUCUCCGUGUACUGAUUAUGUGACCGGUUGUUGGUAUCGUGCCCCCGAGGCUAUUCUAGAUUCAUCGGUGUAUAACUAUGCAGUUGAUAUGUGGGCAAUGGGUGCGAUCAUGGUGGAAUUAUUCACCCUCAAACCGCUGUUUCAAGGUUCUUGUGAAAAGAAGGUGUACCGUAAAAUUUGUAGUCUGUUCGGUCCCCCGCCAAAUGAUCAAGAUCUUGCAAGCGAGAUCGAUGUCAUCAUUCCAGAUCAGCUUCCUGGGGUGUCGAUUUCUGAGUUGUUGCCAUGUGCAAGCCCGGAUGCAGUUGAUCUGAUUGCUUCACUUCUUUCAUGGCAUCCAAAAAAUAGGCCGACGGCUAUGGAGGCGCUUCAGCAUCCUUUCUUUAAUAGGUGUUACUAUGCUCCACCACUCCUCCCGCAUCAACUCGCUAAGGAAUGCGGCUGGAUUUGCUGA